Megalops cyprinoides (Indo-Pacific tarpon) is the source of this 1569-nucleotide messenger RNA. RefSeq names its product ras-related protein Rab-26-like. Gene Ontology annotation, molecular function: GTPase activity; GTP binding. The record is from RefSeq and is a predicted model, not a curated record. Gene Ontology annotation, cellular component: Golgi apparatus; endosome. The coding region runs from base 737 to 1501 and encodes 254 amino acids. Lineage: Eukaryota; Metazoa; Chordata; Actinopteri; Elopiformes; Megalopidae. The transcript is spliced from 9 exons.
AAAGCAUCGAUUCAGAUUGUUUUCUUGGCAUCAGAAUGAGAAGCGGUGUUUUGGCUACUGUGAGAUGCUUUUAAAAGAUACGCGUCUAUGAGUGACACGCUCGCAAAUUCCCAAAUACGUUCCUGUUCCUUUAAAGUGCUCUGACUCCAGCAAGUAGCAAUUCUGAGCGCUCUCUCCAGUUCGAGCUUUCCCUUACCGAUCGCAAGGUGCGACUCCUCGUUUUGCGCCUUAACGUGAUUGCCUGCUCGCCAAGCCGUCGUUAUUGUACCAUUGGUCGCCGCUGGCUAAACCUGCCCGGCGAUUGGAAGGCAUAGGCGUUGUGUAAAAGCAAAGCCGGCGGUUAAUAUUCCGGACAACGCUUCCUUAUCAUUAUCAACACGGUGGAGGGAGAGAGGGGAAGAAGCGGAAAGCAACUGCAUGAAAGAGCGAAGCUGCGUGUGCAUCCCACCCAGCGACCGGAGAGCGAGUAAGGGAAAGCGCCAGGUGCACGGACAAUACACAACAGUUGCAGAGCGAAAAUGAUUAAGCUAUCCAAAGCCAAGGUCCCGACGUACAGGUGAAAACAAUUGACAGAGGGAAAAGUCAGCCAGUUAGACGUUCAAAAACCUGUCAAAGGUGCUGUACUGAGUUGAAGCGAGAGGUUUUCAUCAAUCUAUAUUAGUAUUAAUAUCUGGUAUCGGAAAAAAAAAACUGCACAAAGGUUGCGGGUUGUCAGAGCGUGAACUUCGUGGGAAAAAUGUCCAGGAAGAAGACGGUAAAGGGCAAGGGCAGCACCAGCAGCCCGACAACGGCUUCCACAAACGGGAAAGAGGAAGGGAAAACUGGGAAAGGCAUCACCGGUACCGAGGCUCAGUCGAACGGGGUGGUCCUCCCCAGCCGACCCUCUCUGAGCAAUAGCAGCGAGUUUUACGACAUCGCUUUUAAGGUGAUGCUGGUGGGAGACUCUGGAGUUGGGAAGACCUGUCUGCUGGUGCGCUUCAAAGAUGGAGCCUUCCUGGCUGGGAGCUUCAUCUCCACCGUGGGCAUCGACUUCAGGAAUAAAGUGCUGAACAUUGAUGGGAUGAAAGUCAAACUCCAGAUUUGGGACACGGCCGGACAGGAGCGAUUCCGCAGCGUCACACACGCCUAUUACCGCGACGCCCAUGCUCUCCUGCUGCUCUACGACGUCACCAACAAAACGUCCUUCGACAACAUCCAGGCCUGGCUGACAGAGAUCCAUGAGUAUGCCCAGCAGGAUGUGGUGCUGAUGUUGCUGGGCAACAAGGCUGAUGCCACACAGGAGCGGGUGGUGAAGAGGGAGGAGGGCGAGAGGUUGGCUAAGGACUUUGGGGUGCCCUUCAUGGAGACCAGCGCCAAGUCUGGCCUCAACGUGGAGCUGGCUUUCACCGCCGUGGCCAAAGAGCUGAAACACAGGGCCAUGAAGGAGUCCAGUGAUUCCAAGUUCAAGCUCCAGGACUACGUCAACAAGGAGAUGAAGGGUGCUGGUUGCUGCAGGUCCUAAACCUGCACUGAGCACAUACCGAGUGUGUGUGUGUGUGUGUGUGUGUGUGUGUGUGUGUGUGUGUGUGU